Molecule: messenger RNA, 1194 nt
Organism: Puccinia graminis f. sp. tritici CRL 75-36-700-3
Lineage: Eukaryota; Fungi; Basidiomycota; Pucciniomycetes; Pucciniales; Pucciniaceae
Exons: 2
Coding region: 39-1013 (324 amino acids)
Biological process (GO): translation
Cellular component (GO): small ribosomal subunit; mitochondrion; ribosome
Molecular function (GO): structural constituent of ribosome
Source: RefSeq, a predicted model, not a curated record
GCACAGCACAGCACCAAUCAACACCACUCGAUCAAGGCAUGCUCUCCUCAAUCUCAUCCUUCCGUCUGCUUCGGCUAUCCUCAGCAACACUACCUCGGAGGAACUACUACUCAGUCCUAGCCCCAACCGAGCCCAGCCAACCCUCAUCAACUGAUCCCUCGCAAACUGAGACCGAUCGUCAACAAUCGAAUUCGAUCGAAGAUUAUGUCACCCAACUGGCUGGAUCGAGCUCCUCAAUCAGUUCACCCGUCCGCCCGCCUCAAUCUACUAGCCAGGCUAAAGAACUCAUCCAUAUCCCAGCAAAUCCUGGCUGGGCUAUGAGAGCCCAUCCAGAGCUCUACGAUCCACCAGUACUCAAACCAACCCAUCGGAUCCAUGUUGCAACGCUGGUGAUCGAAGCCUAUAAUCCAGAAAAGGAACAACUACCCCUCGUUGCCGGUUUUGCUCUCCAGGCCGCCUAUCAUCUCGGUAUACCCGUCACCCGACCGGCCGCCAUGCCGAUCAAAACCGAGCUACAUACCGUCCUGAGGUCUGGUUUCGUCCACAAGAAGUCUCAGGAGAACUUUUGGCGAUUGACCCAUCGGAGGGUCAUCAAAGCUUAUGAUGCGAACGAGGAAGUGAUCAACCGAUGGAUCAACUAUCUCAGGACGGAUGCCGUCAGAGGGACUAAUGUGGCCUUGAAAGCUCAAAGGUUCCUCUAUCGACCGAUCGGAUGGGGCAAAGAUGUAGACGAACUAGCGAGACGAGAACUCGAAUUAGAACAACUCGAGAAACCCAAAUCAACUAACGGAAGGAAGAAGUCUGCUAGAGCUCGAGCCAAUCUAUCAUCUUCUUCAACUCAGGCCGAACUCACCCAGGCCGAAGCGGUGAAAGCAUUAGCAGAACGACUGAUCAAAGAAGAACUGAUACCGAAGGCAGAAGCACAUGAGGCCAUGUUGGCCUCAACUGGGACCAAGGAUGGUAAAAAGAUGGCAGAGCUACAGAUCAAAGACUCGGAUAAUAAUAACAAGUAAUCAAUCCGUCUAUGUUUCCAAUAUUUGAACGUUCAACUUCAAUCCAUCUCCAUUUCAGACGUUUUUUUAUAUAUCUUUGUUAUUCUUGACUUUUCCUUUUCUCUUUGAAAGUGCAUACUGCGAGUUAUCAGAUAGAACAAAUUUUAGAUUCACUCUUAUCAAUGUUCAAGCAAUAUUCCAA